GAUGGCCAUACCCCUCUGCAUCACGGAUAUAAGCCGCUCGAACUUGCUAAAAUUUUGAUCUAUCAUGGGGCAGAUGUGACGAGGACAGUCGAAAAACCCAUUAAUAAUGGAUGGACAGCGUUACAUCUAGCAGCAUGCUGGGGGCUUGAAGAUAUAGCUCGGCUCUUGCUGACUAAAGGAGCCAAUAUCAACGCAAAAACUGACCAGGGCGCAACAGCUCUGCAUACUGCAUCUGGGUUAGGGAAGACUGCGAUGGUGCAGCUGCUUCUCAGGAAUGGCGCAGAGGCAGAGAUACAGAGCAACAGUGGUGAAACGGCUCUGCAAAAAGCAGUGAUGAAUGGGAGUGAGGAGGUUGUGAAGGUCAUCCUAAAG
This is a messenger RNA of Aspergillus ruber CBS 135680, 372 nucleotides long. Its product is annotated as ankyrin repeat domain-containing protein. The transcript has a single exon. The record is from RefSeq and is a predicted model, not a curated record. NCBI's taxonomy places the organism in Eukaryota, Fungi, Ascomycota, Eurotiomycetes, Eurotiales, Aspergillaceae. Gene Ontology annotation, molecular function: protein binding. The annotation marks the transcript as partial.